AUGGUAGGUAUCUUGGUUGAUAAGGACCUCCGUGAACUAGUGGUGGAGGUUAGGAGGGUGAAUGACAGGCUGAUAACUAUUAAGCUAGUUGUUGGAGGUGUUACUUUGAACAUAAUCAGUGCGUACGCACCCCAAGUUGGCUUGGAUGAGGAAGUCAAGAGGCAUUUCUGGGAGGAUUUGGAUGAGAUGGCGCGUAGUAUCCCGCAUACCGAGAAUCUUUUCAUAGGAGGGGAUUUUAACGGCCAUAUUGGAGCGAUGUCUAGGGGGUAUAAUGAUGUGCAUGUUGGCUUUGGUUUUGGUGAUAGAAACGGAAGAGGAACGUCUCUGCUGGACUUUGCUAGAGCAUUUGAUUUGGUGAUAGAAAACUCGAGUUUCCCGAAGAAGAGGGAGCACUUGGUCACCUUCCGGAGUUCGGUGACUGAGACUCAGAUUGAUUAUUACUCUGCAGGAAGUCCAAUAGAGGUCCUGGUUAUGAACCUUGAGAUCACGAGGAAGAGGAGGAAGAAGGAAAUGUAUAACCAACAUAGGAUCAAGUCGGGAGCCUUGAUGGAAGCUAAAGCACAGGAUUUGGGGGUCAAGUUGUUGACUAUGGGGGCUUGGAAGAGUGGUGGGGACGCAAGUGCUAUGUGGACCACAAUUACGCAGUGCAUUAUGGAAGCCGCGAGAGUGGUAUUAGGGGUUUCAAAGGGUUACUCUGGUGGUCACAAGGGAGACUGGUGGUGGAAUGGAGAGGUGCAAGGAAAAGUGGAAACCAAGAAAGCAGCGUAUCUGAAGCUAGUGGAAAGCGUAGACGAGGAGGAGAAGAGGGCGAAUAGGGAGCAUUAUAAGUUGGCUAAGAAAGAGGCAAAGCUAGUAGUUACGACAGCCAAGAUGAUAACUCUUAGUCGUUUGUAUGAUGAACUCGAGGGCUGA
Nicotiana attenuata is the source of this 912-nucleotide messenger RNA. RefSeq lists its product as uncharacterized. Lineage: Eukaryota; Viridiplantae; Streptophyta; Magnoliopsida; Solanales; Solanaceae. The record is from RefSeq and is a predicted model, not a curated record. The transcript has 2 exons. Bases 1 to 912 code for a protein of 303 amino acids. Gene Ontology annotation, biological process: chromatin remodeling. Gene Ontology annotation, cellular component: nucleus.